GGCUUCUUUUUGAGUCUGCAGCAGAGAAGUUUGGCGCUCAAUUCUGCGGACGUCUGGCGGGAAAGCAGCAAUUUUUCAACCAUUUUUAUUUAAAGAAGCUUUUUCGUUUGCGAACUAGUGGGACUCUGCAGGCAUGUCUAACUAGUUGUGGCUGAGAAAUUAUGGGAUGCAUCGUCAUGGCAACAGACCAGACGUCACAAUCUGGGCAUAGCUGCGGAUUUAGCGGCGGCUGACGAGAAGAGGAAGAGGAGGAGGAGGAGGAGGAGAGCGGCGUGCCGAGGGUUAACUUUCACUAUUGUCAGCAGCCUAAAAGGGGGCUUUUUGGAGGAGGAGGAGGGGGCGAUGAGAUCAAGAUGCCCGGGUCGCUGAGCAAUGAAGACGAGGCGCAGGACGACAUGGAUUUUGACGACGAGAUGCCAGACGAGGAGGACGUGCGCACGGCGCUGCCCCUGGCGUCCAUCGGCAGUUUCUUCUCGGAUGACGACGACUCCCUCAAGCAGCAGCAGCAGAAGAAGAAGAGCAAGAAGAUGAAGGAGGGAAAAGCCGCCAAAGUCAAGAAGCGGAAAAAGGAGGGAGGUAUCCAGGUGAGCGUGGAUAGCGAGCAGGACCAUGCGUCCGAGGCGGAGGUGGAGGAUGCGAACCGUCCCGAGCGAGGCUCCGGGAGCGAGAGCAGCAUGUUCAGUCCCACCAAGAAGAAGAAGAAGAAGCCCAGGGAGAAGAAAGAGAGGAAGCCCAGGAAGAAGAAGCGGGACGAGGAGGAUGACGAUGACGACGACGACGACGGGACUAUGAAAGAGCCCAAAUCGUCCAGCCAGCUGAUGCACGAGUGGGGCCUGGAAGACGUCCAGUACGGCUUCACCGAGGACGACUACAAGACCAUCACCAACUACAAAGCUUUCAGCCAGUUCCUCAGGCCUCUCAUUGCCAAGAAGAACCCCAAGAUCCCCAUGUCCAAGAUGAUGACGGUCCUGGGGGCCAAGUGGCGAGAGUUCAGUGCCAACAACCCGUUCAAGGGCGCGUCCGCCACCGCCGUGGCCGCCGCCGUGGCCGCCGCCGUGGAAACGGUCACCGUGGCGCCUCCCGCCUCUGUCGGCCAGCUGAGCGCCCAGCUCGGGCCCAUCAAAAAAGCCAAAACCAAAGAGGGAAAAGGGCCGGGGGCUCGAAAGAGAAGCAAGAGUGCGAAAGACGUGAAGAAGAAAGUGAAGCCGAAGAAGACCAAAUCCAAGUCGGGCCAAAGCGGGAAGAAGAAGAAGGUGUCCUCGAGCGACGAAGACUUCCUGGAUGAGUCGGACUUUGACGACAUCAGCAUCCUCAGUGCCUCGGUGCUUUGUGACGCCUCAGGGGCCGCCGCCGCCGCCAAGAAAAAGGCCAGGCGCGGGCGCAAAAAGAGGAAAAAGGAGGACGGCGACGGCUACGAGACGGACCACCAGGACUACUGCGAGGUGUGUCAGCAGGGCGGCGAGAUCAUCCUGUGCGACACCUGUCCACGGGCGUACCACCUGGUGUGCCUGGAGCCCGAGCUGGAGAAGGCCCCCGAGGGCAAAUGGAGCUGUCCACACUGUGAGAAGGAGGGCAUCCAGUGGGAAGCCAAAGACGAGGAGGACGAGGAGGAGGAAGAGGAGGCGGCGGGAGAGGAAGAGGACGACCAUAUGGAGUUUUGCCGCGUGUGUAAGGACGGCGGGGAGCUGCUGUGUUGCGACGCCUGCCCGUCCUCCUACCACAUCCACUGCCUCAACCCGCCGCUGCCCGAAAUACCCAACGGGGAGUGGCUGUGUCCGCGCUGCAUGUGCCCACCCCUGAAAGGCAAAGUGCAAAAGAUCAUGCACUGGACGUGGGGCGAUGCCCCGCUGCCCGCCGAGCCGCCCGCGGGCCCGGACGGCCUGCCCGCCGCGGACCCCCUGAGCAAGCCGCCCCUCAAGGGCCACCCCGAGAGGGAGUUCCUGGUCAAGUGGGCCGGGCUGUCGUACUGGCACUGCUCCUGGGUCAGCGAGCUGCAGUUGGAACUGUACCACACGGUGAUGUACCGCAACUACCAGCGCAAGAACGACAUGGACGAGCCGCCGCCGUACGAUUACGGCUCGGGCGAGGAGGAGCUGAACAGCGACAAGCGCAAGAGCAAAGACCCGCAGUACGCCGCCAUGGAGGAGCGCUUCUACAGAUACGGCAUCAAGCCCGAGUGGAUGAUCAUCCACCGCGUGCUCAACCACAGCUUCGACAAAGACGGGGACGUGCACUACCUGAUCAAGUGGAGGGACCUCCCUUACGACCAGUGCACGUGGGAGGUGGACCACUUUGACCUGCCCGAAUACGACAGCCAUAAAGCGUCCUACUGGGACCACAGGGAGCAAAUCUUAGGUGAGGACCAGCGGCCCGUUGUGGUGUCCAAGCUAAAAGAGGACCCCCCAAAGAGGGAGAUCCCCCCAGACGCGCCCAUCAUCGACCCCACCAUCAAGUUCGAGCACCAGCCGUGGUACAUCAACGCCACCGGAGGGACGCUGCACCCGUACCAGCUGGAGGGUCUCAACUGGCUGCGCUUCUCCUGGGCGCAGGGCACCGACACCAUCCUGGCCGACGAGAUGGGCCUGGGCAAGACGGUGCAGACCAUCGUCUUCCUCUACUCGCUUUACAAAGAGGGUCACUCCAAGGGUCCCUUCCUGGUGAGCGCGCCGCUGUCCACCAUCAUCAACUGGGAGCGCGAGUUCGAGAUGUGGGCCCCCGACUUCUACGUGCUGACGUACACCGGGGACAAGGACAGUCGCGCCAUCAUCCGCGAGAACGAGUUCACCUUCGAGGACAGCGCCGUCAAGCUGGGACGCAAAGCCUUCCGAAUGAAGAAAGACACGCCCAUCAAGUUCCACGUGCUGCUGACGUCCUACGAGCUGAUCACCAUCGAUCAGGCCAUCUUGGGAUCCAUCACCUGGGCUUGCCUGGUGGUGGACGAGGCCCACAGGCUGAAGAACAACCAGUCCAAGUUUUUCAGAAUCCUCAAUGGGUACAAGAUCUACUACAAGCUGCUGCUCACUGGGACUCCUCUUCAGAACAACCUGGAGGAGCUUUUCCACUUGCUCAACUUCCUCACGCCCGAGCGCUUCAAUAACCUGGAGGGCUUCCUGGAGGAGUUUGCCGACAUCUCCAAGGAGGACCAGAUCAAGAAGCUCCACGACCUGCUGGGCCCGCACAUGCUCAGGAGGCUCAAGGCGGACGUCUUCAAGAACAUGCCCGCCAAGACGGAGCUGAUCGUGCGAGUGGAGCUCAGCCCCAUGCAGAAGAAGUACUACAAGUUCAUCUUGACGCGGAACUUCGAGGCUCUCAACUCCAAAGGGGGCGGCAACCAAGUGUCACUGCUCAACAUCAUGAUGGACCUGAAGAAGUGCUGCAACCACCCCUACCUCUUCCCCGUGGCCGCUGUGGAGGCUCCCGUUUUGCCCAACGGCUCGUACGACGGCAGCCAGCUGGUGAAGUCGUCGGGAAAGCUGACGCUGCUGCAGAAGAUGCUGAAGAAGCUCAAGGACGAAGGCCACAGAGUUCUCAUUUUCUCACAGAUGACCAAGAUGUUGGAUCUGCUGGAGGACUUUCUAGAGUUCGAGGGUUAUAAAUACGAGCGCAUCGACGGCGGCAUCACCGGAGGCCUGAGGCAGGAGGCCAUCGACCGCUUCAACGCACCGGGCGCUCAGCAGUUCUGCUUCCUGCUCUCAACCCGAGCCGGAGGUCUGGGAAUCAAUCUGGCCAGCGCAGACACCGUCAUCAUCUACGACUCAGACUGGAACCCUCACAAUGACAUCCAAGCUUUUAGCAGAGCGCACCGCAUCGGGCAGAACAGGAAGGUGAUGAUCUACCGCUUUGUGACGCGGGGCUCGGUGGAGGAGAGGAUCACUCAGGUGGCCAAGAGGAAGAUGAUGCUGACCCACCUGGUGGUGCGGCCCGGCUUGGGCUCCAAGACGGGCUCCAUGUCCAAGCAGGAGCUGGACGACAUCCUCAAGUUUGGGACCGAGGAGCUGUUCAAGGACGAGAUGGAGGCGGCUCGCAACAUGGGGGGUGACAACAAAGACGGCGAGGAGGGCAACGUGAUCCACUACGACGACGACGCCAUCUCCAAGCUGCUGGACCGCAGCCAGGACGCCACCGAAGACACGGAGAUCCAGAACAUGAACGAGUACCUCAGCUCCUUCAAGGUGGCCCAGUACGUGGUCAAAGAGGAGGACGGUGAGGAGGAGGUGGAGCGCGAGAUCAUCAAGCAGGAGGAGAACGUGGACCCGGACUACUGGGAGAAGCUCCUGCGCCACCACUACGAGCAGCAGCAGGAGGAUCUGGCCCGCAACCUGGGCAAGGGCAAGCGCAUCCGCAAACAAGUCAACUACAACGACACCACCCAGGAGGACCAAGAGUGGCAGGAUGAUGUUUCAGACAACCAGUCGGAGUACUCGGCGGGGUCCGAGGACGAGGACGAAGAUUUCGAGGAGAGGCCGGAAGGGGGGCGCCGACACUCUCGCCGCCAUCUGAGGAAUGACAAAGACAAGCCCUUGCCCCCCCUGCUGGCCCGAGUCGGUGGCAGCAUUGAGGUGCUGGGCUUCAACGCCCGGCAGAGGAAAGCCUUCCUGAACGCCAUCAUGCGCUGGGGCAUGCCCCCCCAGGACGCCUUCACCUCCCACUGGAUCGUGCGAGACCUCAGGGGCAAGAGCGAGCGCGAGUUCAGGGCCUACGUGUCUCUGUUCAUGAGACACCUGUGCGAGCCGGGCGCCGACGGGGCCGAGACGUUCGCGGACGGCGUCCCGCGCGAGGGGCUGUCACGACAGCACGUGCUCACCAGGAUUGGAGUCAUGUCGCUGGUCAGGAAAAAGGUUCAAGAGUUCGAGCACGUGAACGGAAAGCUGAGCUCCCCGGACUUGUUCCCCAUCGGCAUGGAGCUGAAGAAGCUGACCGAGAGCGUCUCCUCCGACCCCAACACGCCGCUGCAGGCCAGCCCGCUCGCCACGCAGCCCGGGACCCCAGACCCGCCUGAGAAGAGCGAGGGUCCCGCUGAGGACAAGGACGCAGCCGAGCAAGACAGCAAGAAACAGUCCGAGCAGGAAACAUCCUCAGAGCCAACGGAUGCCCGUGAAGAAGAGCAAGAGGCGCACCAAGGCGAGGAGAAGGAAGCAGGUGACGGCGACGAGAGCAAGACGGCCUCCGAGGAGAAAACGGGAGGAGACGACAAGGGGGACAAACAGGCAGAGAAGGCAAGCAGUCAGGAUGCGCCUCAAAAUGAGAGUCAGCCCAAAGAGCCUGAGAAGCCCCCCGAGAGAGGAGACGGCGAGGAGAGGGAGAGCAAAGCAGAUGAAGUGAAGAGCGAGGACGCCGCCGCAGACGCUCGACUGAAUGGCGACAAAGACACGCCGGACGAACUGGACGACGCCAGGAAGGAGGACAAGAACGGAUUCAAAACCAAGUUCAUGUUCAAUAUUGCUGAUGGAGGCUUCACAGAGUUGCACACGCUGUGGCAGACGGAAGAGCGAGCGGCGCUGUCGUCCGGCAAGAUGGCCGACAUCUGGCACCGUCGCCAUGACUACUGGCUGCUGGCGGGCAUCGUCACUCACGGCUACGCGCGCUGGCAGGACAUCCAGAACGACCCGCGCUACGCCAUCCUCAACGAGCCCUUCAAGACCGAGGUGCACAAGGGCAACUACCUGGAGAUGAAGAACAAGUUCCUGGCCAGACGCUUCAAGUUGCUGGAGCAGGCGCUGGUGAUCGAGGAGCAGCUUCGGCGCGCGGCCUACCUCAACAUGAGCCAGGACACCGGACACCCCGCCAUGGCUCUCAACACCCGCUUCACCGAGGUGGAGUGUCUGGCCGAGUCCCACCAGCACCUGUCCAAAGAGUCCCUGGGGGGCAACAAGCCGGCCAACGCCGUGCUGCACAAAGUGCUGAACCAGCUGGAGGAGCUCCUCAGCGACAUGAAGGCCGACGUGACGCGGCUCCCCAACAUGUUGUCGCGCAUCCCGCCCGUGUCGGCCCGCCUGCAGAUGUCCGAGCGCAGCAUCCUGAGCCGCCUCACCAGCCGAGGAGGCGAACCGCCGCCGCAGCAGACUUUCAGCCAGGGCGGGUUCGCCUGCUCCCAGCUGUACGGAGGCACAUUUGGUGGUGCGUUCAGGAGCCCUGGGGGGCAGCCCAUGGUCAAUUACAGUCAGAUGCCUCUGGGGCCAUACGUCAGUGUGUCUAACGGUCCUCCGAGCAGCCACCUGGACAAGAAGACCUUUGAGUCCCUACGAGACGCCGCCACACCCGACCUGAAAUCCGGCAAAGCCAGUGACGUCAUCUGCAUCGAGGACUGAGACGCGCUCUCUGCUGGGGCCGCGUCCUCCCUUUUUGUUUUUCAUUUGCAGACAUAUUGAAUCUCAAGAAUUGCACUUUGACCUUUGCAGAGGUUUUUUUAACUUGAUAUUUUGACUGGAAAACCUCCGACGAAAUGUCAGGGCUGAGGUAAAAUGUGACUUUUUCAGUGGACGCUUGAGCGCAGUUUUCCUUUAUGUGUUGUUGUCAUUCAAGUAGUGUUGAUUUUGGAGAGCCUAUUCAUGUAUGCAGUAAAUGCCUGGAAGUGCGCCAGCCGCUGGUCGCGACGGUCUUUACCUCACGCCAGUGAACACGCGGAUGGCGUCAUUGAUGACACCUGCAGGACUUUUGAUGCAUUGCAGAGUGUUUUGUGUGUACGAUACUUGUAAUUGUUUCUGUUUUGAAUGUUAGUGGAUCCGAGGUUGAUCCCUUUGUGUGUCCUCAUUAGAACUGAUGGAUUUGCCUUCAUUUGGGUCUCUUGAGGGACUGUUAUUAUGAGAAACUAAUUAUUUUUGUUGAUAUUUUUUUAUUAUUUCCCCCCACACACAUACAAAAGGAUUGUUUUGUUUUUGUUUAGAUUAUUUUAAGACCACAAUGGGACCAUCAAAGCUAUGUUUUGGCCUAAGUCCCCCAUGAAUGUUUUUUGUUUGUGGUUUCAUUCCAAGUCAAGAAUGCUGUCUGUUUUGAAGGCUUGAAACCCUAAUUUGAAAGUCCAACCGAGGUGGUUUUAAGACAGAGGUGGGACCAUCAAAGCUCACUUUUGGCCGCAGUUCUCCGGGACCAUUAGAUGGUUUUGUGUCAACUCCAGACUGCGAUCUGUGUUUAGGCUUGAAACCCAGGCGACUGGUUUACUUUCUCAAAACCCUAAUUUUAACCCUUGUAAGGAACCCUAACCCAGGCACUUUUUAGACGUUGAAGGUACCAUCAAAGCGCAAUUUUGGCUUCAGUCAUAUCCAAUUGUUUGUGUAUUUGUGUCAAAUCAAGAAUCCUGACUAUUAUGAAAGCUUGAAACCUCAACUUGAAAUCCUAGUCGUAGUAAAAAACAAAACAAAACAUAUUUUUUUAAUUUACUGUGAAAUCAAGAAGGAUAUCUAGUAUAAAGACUUGAAACCCUAAUUUGAAACCCCAACCUUUGUUUGAAACCUAACCCAAGAGGUUUUAUGACAGCAUUGGGACCACCAAAAUGAGACCCUAACCUUUGUUUGAAACCCAGGUCCUUGUUGUCAUUUUGUGUCAAAUCAAGAAUGCCAUCUGUUUGAAAGAGUAUGGACCCAUGAUUUAAAAAAAAAUAAUAUUGAUUACCUCAAUGUGUAAGAAGUGGUACGUAAGAAUCCUUGUUGAAUUGAAAUGAUGUCCAACGCGAGAUGAUUGCAGUCAAAGGUCAAGUCAGACGGCCUUCUGGCAUUAUUGUCCUCAUAUGGAAGCGCAAGAACCGCAUUGACCCCCCCCCCCCCUCCCCACCCCCCAAGCAUACUAUCUAUUUCAUGUGAAAGCUGUACUCGAAAAGGAUCUUUGUUUUUUUGCACUAUUUGUUGUUUUUGUUCCUGUCGCAAACGACUCGCGUUGUAGACGAAACCUCAGCAACAUGUAAAUAAAACGUCAAAAUUCAAAUAAAAAAACGAAUGUCCAAGCCGUGACCCCGAGGGGUCAUCAGCGAAAACAUAUUCUGAUAAAAUGCAAUCAAACUGAAGAAUGUACUGUCUACAAAAAUGAAAAAAAAUUCAAAUAAAAAAAAUUAAAGACUUCAGUCUAAUGUUAUAAAUAUUGCAUAUGUACAUGCUUCUAAUGAACAUUGCUUCAAAAGCUACAAAAAAUAAAUAAAAAUAAAUAAAAUAAGACCUUAAUGAGGCGCCUUUUGUUGCAACGAAUGCACAGCUUCCGAAGCUUUUUCUAUGGCAGUUCACUUUGGGACUCGUGGGGCGUUCAAAGACGCACACGUUCUUCUGAUUUGGGCUGUAAAGCGACUGGACGACAAAGUGAGCGGUCAUCUUUUGAUUUGUACUGUGUAUUUGUUUCAUUGUGUUUUAAUAAAUCUUCCGAUGACAAUAA
Phyllopteryx taeniolatus (common seadragon) is the source of this 8355-nucleotide messenger RNA. It is a transcript of the gene chd5, whose product is annotated as chromodomain helicase DNA binding protein 5. Gene Ontology annotation, biological process: chromatin remodeling; negative regulation of transcription by RNA polymerase II. The record is from RefSeq and is a predicted model, not a curated record. Gene Ontology annotation, cellular component: NuRD complex; nucleus; chromatin. NCBI's taxonomy places the organism in Eukaryota, Metazoa, Chordata, Actinopteri, Syngnathiformes, Syngnathidae. The transcript has 40 exons. Gene Ontology annotation, molecular function: ATP hydrolysis activity; DNA binding; histone binding. The coding region runs from base 354 to 6308 and encodes 1984 amino acids.